AAAAGAAAAGCUUUCAGCGUUGACGUCACGAUCUUAUUCAAGAUAAGCCCCGAGGUUUAUUGCAGCCUCAGUGAAUGAUUUACGCACGGGAUAUAAAGAGCGGCACCAGACAAAACUAGGUCUCCUGAUAUUGGGAGACUAGUAGAAUAGUUUGAGGGGGGAAAAAGUUAUGAUCGGUUCACGUUCAGCGAGCGCUGAUUUUCUAGAAGUUACUUCUUCGGAGAUAACAGCAAUUUUUGAUAAUCACACGUUUCGAUGAGGUCUGAGAAGGCACUUUAUUUAAAAAAAAAAAAAAAAAAAAAAAAAAAAAAGAAAUAGAACGAAUAGUUUACGGAAGGGAGACACUUACCAGUAAAGAGAACAUAACGCAAUUGAAGAUAUUCCAUAGGUUUACAGAAAUGAAAACAUGAAUAUAAAUGACCAUGACAGAAAGUUAAAAGAACCCAACAUGGGUUUGCUAAGUGUAGACUUGCUGGUAAAGCUACAGAUUUUGCCAGGUUUCUUCUCCAAUUGCCUGUUCUUGGCGCUGUAUGACUCAGUGGUCCUGUUGAAGCGGGUGGUGUCACUCCUGAGCUGUUCUGGUGCUGGUGGUGAAUGGCAGCGCAUGUUAACGUCAGCUGGGCUGCGGUCUGUGUGGAACAGUUUUCUUCUAGAUGCGUAUAAACAGGUGAAGCUGGGUGGUGAUGCACCCAAUUCCAAGGUGGUCAGAGUAUCGGGUGCAAGCAGCAGAAGGAAAAGUUUUAGCUGCAAGAGCGGAAUGGAAUGCCGGCUGUUGGAUUUUGAGUCUUCUGACCGUCCUUUGGUUGUCAACUUUGGCUCUGCCACCUGACCCCCAUUCAUCAGCCACCUGCCUGCGUUUAGGCAGCUGGUUGAAGAGUUCUCUGAUGUGGCUGACUUCCUGUUAGUCUAUAUCGAUGAGGCUCACCCGACAGAUGGCUGGGCAGUUCCAGGGAUGGGGUUCGAUUCUUUUGAGGUAAGGAAGCACAGGACCCUGGAAGAGCGUUGCCUGGCUGCCCACAGUCUGCUGGAACGCUUCUCUUUACCACCUCAGUGCCAGUUGGUGGCAGACUGCAUGGACAACAACACUAAUGUGGCUUAUGGCGUCUCAUUCGAAAGAGUGUGCAUUGUGCAUAAACAGAAAAUUGCCUAUCUGGGUGGGAAAGGACCAUUUUUUUACAAUCUUAAAAAAGUAAGGCAUUGGCUUGAACAGAACUAUGGGAAGCGAAAAAAAAAAAAAAAAAAAAAAAAAACAUGACAUUUCUAGACACAAAAGCAAAAAAAAGGAGAAAAAGGAAAUGAGUAAAUGUAAAACUCGGAAGCAAAUUUGUAAAGAAGGUUCAAACCAAACACUUCUCAGAACUUAAAUGCUGUAAACUGACAAUACCAGUUACUAUUUAACAAGGACUGGCUGAUUUAAAUAGAAAUGAACUAGUGAAACAGAUCAGAAUGUUUAAAAAACAAAACAAAACAAAAAACACCAAAUAGUCAAUUUAAAUGUUUUGAUAACUACAACACAUUUUUUUUUAACAAAAACAGAAAUGAGAGGGUUUGAAACCAACUUUUGUAAGUUUAAUUUAUUUUUAUGAGCUGAAAAGUUUAUAUAUUUUUGUCAUUUUUACAUUGUUGUGAUAAAUGUAGUGCACAUUUGUGCACCAUGUAUUACAUCUAUCAUGUAUUACAUUUAUUUAAAAAUAAAAUAAUGUCUUAUCAAUUCAAUAAUAGGUACACAAACUGUGUGGUACUGUUUUAAGAUGUUAUUUUGCACAUGAUACAUCUGUUUUGAUAAUAUGAUCUCCCAACAUACCAACAAGAUAGUUCUAAAGAUCACCUUCAAUACAAUGUUAUUUACAAUUUAUGUCAUGAAGUCAGGAGAAGUAUUUUUGGAAUUAGCAAAAAUGCACAUUUGGUACUGAAAUGACUGGUAAUGUUUGUAAUUAGUUACAGAGCUAUUGUGUUCAAAAGUAAGCAAGUUUUUAAGGUGCUGAAGCAGAAAAGCUACACAUUGCACUGUUUAAGCCAAAAAGGCCAUGCUUUCAAGAAUUGAAAUGAAAAAAGGCUUUUAUUGUUGGUCCCACAUCUACAGACAAGGGUUUGUUUUGGGAUAUUCGUGUGUGGAUGAAGAUCACUCCCGAAAGGGUCUUAUAGCUCUGUCAGUGAUUAGAUGUAAUCACACCUUUUCUCUAAACAUUAAUUCAUGUCUGUUUAUGUGCCAAUAUAAAGAAUGUAUGGCUACUUGGAGUGAUUUAACUUCAUUUAAAAAUAACGUUGUGUACAGUGCAGCUUAUUGUUUAAAUAAAACUUUGUUGUUCAAA
Messenger RNA from Polyodon spathula (Mississippi paddlefish), 2312 nucleotides. Its product is annotated as type II iodothyronine deiodinase-like. The transcript has 2 exons. Lineage: Eukaryota; Metazoa; Chordata; Actinopteri; Acipenseriformes; Polyodontidae. The record is from RefSeq and is a predicted model, not a curated record. Gene Ontology annotation, molecular function: thyroxine 5'-deiodinase activity.